CUCAACUUUCCCCAAUUCCGACAAUCCAGUCGGCCGAAGGCACAGCGUAGUAGUAGAAAGUAGAAGGUCGUCUCACGUCUCUCUUCCGAAAACCACGUCGCUAGCCUGGAAAACCUCUCUCAAAGAAGUGUGAAGAGUCAGACCUGCGUCUCAUCCUUUGCGAAAACUCCCCCACUGGGAUAAAGAGGUGAAAAUGACCCAGAUUGAGCUCGCCCCCCCAACCCCGGCGGUUGCUGCUGAUGAUGUGACAACGACAACGACGGCGACUGUCACCGCAACAGCACAGCAGACCUUGGUUCCGCCGACCGCAGCUCCCCCACCCAACGCAAAAGAGCCUGUUACCGCCACUCUGCUGCUCAACGAUGGCACCGCGUUUCAAGGAUACUCUUUCGGAGCUGAGAAGCAGUCGGUCGCAGGAGAGUGUGUCUUCCAAACAGGGAUGGUCGGUUAUCCGGAAUCCGUGACGGACCCUUCCUACCGAGGACAGAUUCUUGUGUUGACCUUCCCACUCGUCGGAAACUACGGAGUCCCCUCGCGCACCGUUGUUGAUGCUCAUUUGAACAAUUUGCAAAAGUACUUUGAAUCCACCGAGAUUCACGUCGCGGCGUUGAUUGUCGCCCACUAUUCAUACGACUACUCUCACUACUUGGCACAAUCCUCCCUUUCCGAAUGGUUGAAGGAAAACAACGUGCCCGCUCUUUACGCCAUCGACACUCGCGCGUUGACAAAGAAGAUCCGCACAAAGGGUGCCCUGCUCGGCAAAGUCCUCUUCCCUAAAAGUCUCGUCGGCGAAGGCGAAAAGCCUGACGCCGAAGAAGCCGCGCGUUUUCCUUGGAUCAAAGAUUUCUCCGAUCUUGCGUGGCACGACCCCAACACCCGUAACCUCGUCGCUGAGGUCUCGCGCAAGCAGCCUGUCGUUUACACUCCUCCUUCGGACCAAGCCAACAUCGUCAGAAAGAAGAACGGAAAGAUUCUCCGCGUGCUUGCCGUUGACGUCGGGCUGAAAAACAACCAGAUCCGAUGCUUUAUCAAGCGAGGUGUGGAAGUCAAAGUCGUUCCCUGGGACUACGACUUUAUCUCUGGCGACCGUGACUUUGACGGUAUCUUCAUCAGCAACGGGCCUGGUGAUCCGGUCACGCUGAAGCCAACCAUUGAGCGCCUGGCUCAGCAAAUGAAGUUGGCCGAUAAGCCCAUGUUUGGUAUCUGUCUCGGACACCAGUUGAUCGCCCUGGCCAGCGGCGCGACCACCAAGAAAAUGAAGUACGGAAACCGUGGACACAACAUCCCUUGCACAAACAAGCAGACCGGUCGCUGCUACAUCACAUCUCAGAACCACGGUUACUGUGUCGAUGUCGCGACACUAACCCCCGGAUGGGUCGAAUACUUUGUAAACGCCAACGACGGCUCGAACGAAGGAAUCACCCACGAGACUCUACCCUACUUCAGCGUACAGUUCCACCCCGAAUCCACUCCUGGUCCCUGGGACACGGAAUACCUGUUCGACAGAUUCAUCAAGUCUGCCGAGGACUGCGCAAACGCCGGAAAGCUCCUCCCCUUGCCUGCCGAACCCAAGCCCCCGGCAGCUAUCAGACAACGACCGCGAAAGGUCCUGAUUCUCGGCUCAGGCGGUUUGUCGAUCGGACAAGCCGGUGAAUUCGACUACUCCGGUUCCCAGGCCAUCAAGGCGCUGAAGGAAGAGGGCAUCUACACGAUUUUGAUCAACCCCAACAUCGCCACCAUUCAGACCUCGCAAGGUCUUGCGGAUAAGGUUUAUUUCUUGCCUGUGACCCCAGACUUUGUCCGCAAGGUCAUCAAGCACGAGAAGCCUGACGGUAUAUACUGCACGUUCGGUGGACAGACAGCGCUGAACGUUGGUGUGAAGCUGAAGGAUGAGUUUGAGGAGCUUGGAGUUACUGUUCUUGGUACGCCUAUCAGCACCAUUGAGGUUACUGAAGACCGUGACCUGUUCGCCCAAACUAUGGCGGAGAUUGGGGAGAAGUGCGCCAAGAGUGAAAGUGCCAAUACCAUCGAGGAAGCCAUGGCUGCCGGAACGCGCAUCGGGUUCCCUCUGAUCAUCCGUGCAGCGUACGCACUCGGCGGUCUAGGCUCCGGCUUCGCAGACAACGAGCAAGAACUGCUCGCCCUCUGCACAAAAGCCUUCGCCACCUCCCCCCAAGUGCUCGUAGAGCGCUCCAUGAAAGGAUGGAAGGAGAUCGAGUACGAGGUUGUCCGUGACGCGAGCGACAACUGCAUCACGGUCUGCAACAUGGAGAACUUUGAUCCGCUCGGAAUCCACACCGGAGACUCCAUCGUCGUUGCGCCCUCCCAGACGCUGUCCGACGAGGAUUACAUGAUGCUCAGGCGGACGGCCGUCAAUGUCAUUCGUCAUUUGGGUGUCAUUGGGGAAUGUAACAUCCAGUACGCGCUCAACCCGGUGUCGAAGGAGUACUGCAUCAUCGAGGUGAACGCGCGUUUGUCGAGGAGUUCCGCGCUCGCUAGUAAGGCUACGGGUUACCCACUGGCGUUCGUCGCUGCUAAACUUGGGCUCGGGAUCCCGCUUACGGAAGUCAAGAACAGCGUCACGAAGAAGACCAUUGCGUGCUUUGAGCCGUCAUUGGACUAUGUUGUGGUCAAGAUCCCGCGAUGGGAUUUGAAGAAGUUCAACCGUGUCAGCACGAAAGUCGGAAGCGCCAUGAAGAGUGUGGGCGAGGUCAUGGCCAUCGGCCGGAACUUUGAAGAGACGAUCCAGAAAGCUAUCCGGUCCGUUGACUAUGCACUGGCCGGUUUCGCCGAGAACGAUAUUGUGCACGCCGAUCUGGACGAGGAAUUGCGGCACCCGUCUGACCAGCGCUUGUUUGCCGUCGCGAAGGCUCUGCACAGUGGGUAUAGCGUUGACCAGAUCUGGAAGCUUACCAACAUCGACAAGUGGUUCUUGAACAAGCUGAAGGGGAUUGUCGACCUCGACAAGCAUAUGGCCACUUUGACACCCAGCACCGUGACGCCGUCCCUGAUCAAGUUCGCCAAGCAGACGGGGUUCUCUGACCGUCAGAUCGCCGAUGCGAUCGGCACCACAGAGUUGGGGGUGCGAAAGAUCAGGACGGACUGGGGCAUCACCCCGUUCGUCAAGCAGAUCGACACGGUCGCCGCCGAGUUCCCUUGCUACACGAACUACCUGUACAUGACGUACAACGCCGCCGAGCACGAUGUGAGUUUCGAAGACAAGGGCGUCAUGGUCCUCGGAUCCGGAGUCUACCGCAUCGGGAGCAGUGUCGAAUUUGACUGGUGCGCCGUGCGUUGUAUCCGCACCCUCCGCGAGUACGGGAUCAAGACCAUCAUGGUCAACUACAACCCCGAGACGGUGUCCACGGACUACGACGAGGCCGACAGGCUCUACUUUGAGACCCUGACCCUCGAGCGUGUGCUGGAUAUCUACCAGAUCGAGACCGCCAACGGAGUCGUCGUCUCCAUGGGCGGGCAGUCUCCCAACAACAUCGCCUUACCUUUACACCGCAUGAACGUCAACAUCCUCGGAACCAGCCCGGAGAUGAUCGACAGCGCAGAGAACCGGUACAAGUUCUCUCGGCUCUUGGACAAGAUCGGCGUCGACCAGCCGCUGUGGAAGGAACUGACUUCCAUCGACGAAGCGACGCAGUUCUGUGAGAAGGUCGGAUUCCCUGUGCUUGUCAGGCCGUCGUACGUCCUCUCGGGGGCGGCGAUGAACGUCGUGUACUCCCUGAACGAUCUGAGGAGCUACCUCGACCUCGCCGUGCAAGUCUCGCGCGACUACCCCGUCGUCAUCUCCAAGUUCAUUGAAGAGGCCAAGGAGAUCGAGAUGGACGCUGUUGCGCAUAACGGGAAGCUUAUCAUGCACGUCAUAUCCGAGCACGUUGAGAACGCCGGUGUGCACUCUGGUGAUGCCACACUGGUCUUGCCGCCCCAGGAUCUGGACCCGGAAACGGUCCGCAAGAUUGUGGACGCAACGCGCAAGAUCGGACAAGCUUUGAACGUCACGGGACCGUACAACAUCCAGUUCAUUGCAAAGAACAACGAGAUCAAGGUUAUUGAGUGUAAUGUCCGUGCGUCGCGGUCGUUCCCGUUCUGCUCAAAAGUGCUCGGCGUCGACUUGAUUGAGCUCGCUACCAAGGCGAUGACGGGACAGACUUAUGAAGCGUACCCACCCGUCGAGACCCGCAGCGAUUAUGUGGCUAUCAAGGUGCCCCAGUUCAGUUUCUCGCGGUUGGCGGGCGCUGACCCCAUCUUGGGUGUCGAGAUGGCGUCUACUGGCGAAGUCGCUUGUUUCGGACGUGACAAGUACGAGGCGUACAUGAAGGCUCUGCUGGCCACCGGGUUCACCGUCCCCAAGAAGAACGUCCUGAUCUCUAUUGGGAGUUUCAAGGAGAAGUUGGAGUUCUUGCCGUCAGUGCAGAAACUGCAUCAGUUGGGAUACAACCUCUUUGCGACCACCGGUACCGCCGAUUUCAUCCAGGAGCACGGGAUUCCCGUGCAGUACCUCGAAGCGCUGGACGACUCCACCGCACACCUCCCGCAACAGAAGCUGGAAUACAGUUUAACCCAGCACCUGGCCAACAACCUCAUCGACCUGUACAUCAACCUCCCGUCCAAGAACCGCUUCCGUCGUCCCGCCAGCUACAUGAGUCGCGGGUACCGGUCCCGCCGUAUGGCCGUCGACUUUGCGGUGCCGCUCAUCACGAACGUUAAAUGCGCAAAACUCUUCAUCGAAGCCCUUGGCAGGUGGAGCGGGAUCGACGAGUUCCAGGUCAGCGAGAUCGACUACCAGACCAGUUUCCGCACCGUUCGUCUCCCCGGUUUGAUCAACGUCAGGAGCCUGCUGGAUGUCGAAGGGGCGGGCGACCUGAGCUCCAUCACCAAGGACGCCGUCAGCGGCGGGUUCACCAUGGUCUGCGGUGUCGGCGAGCAGAGCAGCGUGAAGAAGGGUACACGCGCGCACUGCGAUUACGCCGUCUCCACCAUCGCCACCUCCGCCAACGUCAACAAGAUCCAGCUGGGGACCAACACCUCCAUGAGUCUGUACAUUGGGCUCGGGAAAGGCCGGUUGGAGAAACUGACCGAUUUGGCGGCCCAUCUGCAUAACUGGCCCCGUGAUAGCCCGAUUGUUGCGUGUGCUAAGGAAACGGAUCUUGCGUCUGUGCUCUUCCUUGCUAACUUGCACAGCCGGCCUAUCCAUAUCACCAACCUCCGCACUGCCGCCGAUAUCGCGCUGAUCGUCCUCUCGAAGGAGAAGGGGGUGGAGGUCACCUGCGAUGUUUGUGUUGAGACUUUGUUCUUGGACCCGAAGGAGACAGGCGUUGAGCAGGCGGAUGUGAAUGCGUUGUGGGAGAAUCUGGAGCAUGUGGAUGUGUUCUCUGUUCUUGGCAGGGAGACGACCAAUGCGCUGCCGCGGUUGCUUUCGGCGGUUGCGGAUGGACGGCUCACCGUGGAUGAUAUCACGGCGAAGUUGUAUGAGAAUCCGAGCAGAAUCUUUGGUGUGCCGUCGCAGAAGGAUACUUACGUCGAGGUUGAGAUCCAAAGGAAGUUAGAGGUCGGCACCGGCGGUUUCGUCAGCCGCGUCGUGCUGCGCGGCGAGACCGUCUACCUCGAUGGGACAACGAUCGAGGGACCCGCCGGAAAGGAUAUCACCGGAUCCGUUCGCAUUGCUGCUGCUCCCAUUGUGCAGCGUGACAGCCGGAAGAUGUCGGUCAUGAUGGACCUGUUGCCCCGCAAGGAGACGGCGGCACUCCCUGUCCCCAAGAGCCCCAGCCGCGUGCGGUCGUCGGACGGGGAGAGCAAGAGGUCGUCGACUGAAGGAUUGGAUUCGGACGCUGCAUUGGACAAAACACCCAACAGGGAUUUGUUUGAUGCAGGAAAGGGAAAGAAGAGUGUUGGCGCAGACCUCAACCCAAGCAGCCAAUACAUCUCGGACUACCUGUCGAGCUCCGCCUCCGCAGCCGUCGCCAAGUCGCCUUUCUUCCGCAAACACAUCCUGUCCGUCAAGCAGUUCACCCGCCACGAUCUCCACAUGCUCUUUGGAGUCGCGCAGGAGAUGCGCACCCUCGUGGAGCGAUUCGGAACCGUCAAUUUGCUCGCCGGCAAGGUGAUGUGUUCGGCGUUCUGGGAGCCCAGCACGCGCACCAGCUGCUCCUUCACGGCUGCGUUCCAGAGGCUCGGCGGAUCCGUCGUCAGCAUGAACGAGGAAAACAGCUCGGUCAAGAAGGGAGAGUCGUUGGGUGACACUGUGCGGACGCUCAGCUGCUACGGAGACGUUAUUGUCAUGCGCCACCCUGCCCCCGGAAGUGCGCAAUUGGCGUCCACGUACGCGACCGUGCCCAUCCUCAAUGCGGGAGAUGGCGUCGGCGAGCACCCCACCCAGGCCUUCUUGGACACGUUCACGAUCCGUGAAGAGCUGGGAACCGUCAACGGCCUGACGGUGACGAUGGUGGGAGACUUGAAGAACGGCCGCACGGUGCACAGUCUGGUCCGUCUGCUCGCUCUCUACGACGUCAAGCUCAACUUUGUCUCCCCACCCACCCUCCGCAUGCCCGAGGAGAUCAAGGCGGAGGCCUCGAAAGCCAACCUCGUGUACAACGAGUACAACUCGAUCGAGGAAGUCAUCGCCACCACCGACGUCCUGUACGUGACGCGCAUCCAAAAGGAGCGAUUCGACUCGGUCGCCGAAUACGACGCCGUCGCGAACGCAUACGUGAUCACCAACAAGACUCUGCAGAGCGCGAAACGCAACAUGAUUGUCAUGCACCCGCUCCCACGCGUCGCUGAGAUCCACCCCGAGGUCGAUUUCGACCAAAGGGCUGCGUACUUUAGGCAGAUGCGGUAUGGCCUGUUUGUGAGGAUGGCGCUGUUGGCGCUGGUCUGUGGGAGGAGCAACAACUAGAGAGAUGGGGGCGCGGGGGAGGGAACGUUGGGACGGUAUACACAACACAGAGAGAGACGCAGGUCGGCGUUUUUUUUUUAGGUUCCCCAAGCUAGAAUUUUGUAGGAAAGGACUGAUAUUCUGACGACUUGUGAGGCUACACUGCUGCCGCCUAUGUAUUAUUUUUUUAUUCAUCUCACUGCAUCGGGUUCAAUACAUUUCUUUUUUGCACUGAGCUCUUUCUUUCUGCGUGGGGGUUCUUUCGUUGCCACUGUGUGGAGUGUUGGGUGUUGAGAUGGCAUGUGCGAAG
This is a messenger RNA of Fimicolochytrium jonesii, 7196 nucleotides long. RefSeq lists its product as uncharacterized. Gene Ontology annotation, biological process: L-glutamine metabolic process; 'de novo' pyrimidine nucleobase biosynthetic process. Gene Ontology annotation, cellular component: cytoplasm. Gene Ontology annotation, molecular function: amino acid binding; metal ion binding; carbamoyl-phosphate synthase (glutamine-hydrolyzing) activity. The record is from RefSeq and is a predicted model, not a curated record. Lineage: Eukaryota; Fungi; Chytridiomycota; Chytridiomycetes; Spizellomycetales; Powellomycetaceae. The transcript is spliced from 3 exons. The coding region runs from base 194 to 6907 and encodes 2237 amino acids.